GUAACUGUUUGUGCAGAGAAUAGCACUCUAAAGUAUGCUACUUCUUUUCUUAAGCGUUUCGGAUAUCUAAAUGCAUCAAGUAAUGCUAUUUCUAGUAUAGAUAUGGCCUUAGUUGAAUUUCAAGAAAGAUACAAUCUUCCGGUGACCGGAACAUUAAAUACUGAUACUAUGAAUAUGAUGAAUAAGCCUCGAUGUUCUGUUGGCGACAAUAACUAUGCAAUUCAUUCGAAGUGGAAUAAAACAACAUUAAGUUGGUAUUUUCCUCAAGCUGUUAGUAAUCCAGUUUAUAUACAUCUUGCUGAAGACGCUUUCGUUAGGUGGGAGAAAAUAUCUAACUUAAAGUUUAAACGAGUAAUAAUACCUUCUUCAAAGCCGGAUAUUACUAUAACUGUGGUGUCAAAUAAUCAUAGUUUUCGAGCAAGUUGUCAAGGAACCUCUAAAUGCCCAUUUAAUUUCGAUGGUCCUGGAAAAGUAUUAGCCCACGCAUACUAUCCUGGCGUAAACGAUUGCAUCGAAAUCCAUCUUGAUGCCAAUGAACGGUGGUAUGCAGGAAAUGGCAGAGCUCCUGAUGGUGAAGCCAAUUUUUUGGCUGUCCUACUGCAUGAAAUUGGUCAUACCCUUGGACUAGAACAUAGUAAUAGCGAUUCGUCUAUUAUGUAUCCUUGGUAUCAACAAGAUCUGACAAGUUUUGAUGAUGAUGAUAAAAAGGCAAUGAGCAGGCUAUAUGGACAAACAGAAGCCCCCACAUCGAUGUCAACAGCUCCAGUUACGCAAACAAUACUUUCGAAAAAUAGGAUCUAUUUGCCGACAACACCUGCAAUAAAAAACAUCUGUCUACUUCAGUAUCCCGAUUUCAUGUUUCUAGCUACAUCUCCACAGUUUCCAAAUUAUCGCAUGUACGUUGGGUCUGACAAAUAUUUAUGGAAGUUUGAUUUAAAUGAGAUGCGUCUUCCACAACAUCCAGAAUUAAUUACUGAUUAUCUCCCUAAAGAGUUGAGGUUUACGCAAGUUUCACAUGUUUUUCAGAAUUCCGAGGGACACUUAAUAACUGUAAGCAAUAAUCGGUAUUACGACGCAUCUUUCCCUAAUUUACAACUUCAAAAAAGUUUUAUGUUUCCUUCUAUACCUACGAGAACCAAAAUAAAUGCCUUAUUUCAAACAAACAGCGGUCAAACAUAUUUAUUGUACAAUGAUAAUUCAUACAUUGAAUUUAAUGAAGCUGGAGAUGUCUUAAACCGCGGCCCAAUAAAUGAUCUCUUCCCCGGAAUACCAAAUAAAAUAACAUCAGCAUUCCGGUACACGGAUGGGUUUAUUUACUUUUUUCAAAACAUUACCUAUUAUAAGUACAGCGAAUACACACGUAAAGUUGUAGCAGCAGGAACGUUCAGUUGGGGGCUUUUUGGGAUACCCUGCCCUGAAGACGGUCUAUUAAAACAAUUAAAAACUUUGUUAAACAAAAUUGUAACUAUAUACGAAUAAAGAUUGCUGUGUUCCUUUUAAGUUCUUUUAAUAAAAAAAUUGUAUUAUGUUGUUGUUUUAUUUAAAUUACAAAAUUACCAGCCGCGCGCUUCGUAUCUACGAGAUCCGCGAAAAACUUAAGGUACCGACCGCGCAUCUGCUUCGCGUUCCGCGAAAAAUUAAGGUACCGAUCGCACAUCUGGUAUCGCGCACCGAUCGACCAGCGCUAGAACGCCGUCACAUCGGAACGCGCCCCAUCGGACGUCGUCACAUCGGAAAGCGCCCUUUUGGCACUAUGCCGCCAUGUUUUUUUGUAUUCGUUAUCUCCCGCCCAUUCCAACGAGCCGUCGUACGUUUAAAUCGGACCAAUAGCAGCAGAGAUACCAUGUUUCUCUCUCUAACACACAUACUUCCCUAUAUCAGCUGUGACAUCACAUACCUCUCUCUCUAACACAUUGUUUUCCCUAUACCUAUAGUGAUGGCUGUGUUGUUCA
This is a messenger RNA of Diabrotica virgifera virgifera (western corn rootworm), 1952 nucleotides long. RefSeq names its product matrix metalloproteinase-16-like. The record is from RefSeq and is a predicted model, not a curated record. Gene Ontology annotation, biological process: proteolysis; collagen catabolic process; extracellular matrix organization. The transcript is spliced from 2 exons. The coding region runs from base 103 to 1479 and encodes 458 amino acids. Gene Ontology annotation, cellular component: extracellular matrix. Gene Ontology annotation, molecular function: zinc ion binding; metalloendopeptidase activity. Lineage: Eukaryota; Metazoa; Arthropoda; Insecta; Coleoptera; Chrysomelidae.